Molecule: messenger RNA, 657 nt
Organism: Colletotrichum higginsianum IMI 349063
Lineage: Eukaryota; Fungi; Ascomycota; Sordariomycetes; Glomerellales; Glomerellaceae
Exons: 1
Coding region: 1-657 (218 amino acids)
Cellular component (GO): mitochondrion
Source: RefSeq, a predicted model, not a curated record
AUGCUUCCUAGCCGCGCGAUCGGCAGGGCGCGGCCUUUCCUCCGCCCACGCAAGCCCGCCACGACCAGAACCACCACGCUCCGCACCACAUCGACGAAUUCCUCGCCGUCCACCUCCCGCGCCGCCCAGCGCCUCCUCGACCGCGUGCCCCUCCGCUUCCAAAAAUACACCGCUGGCCUCCGCAAGGCGCCGUUGUCGCAUGUCGUCGCCUUCCUCGUCCUGCACGAGAUUACGGCCGUCGUGCCCCUGCUCGGCCUCUUCGGCCUCUUCCACUACACCGACUUCCUGCCACUCGGGUACGUCACGGGUCACUGGGCGGGCUACGUGCGCGACGGCGUGGGCAUGGCGGAGAGGUACUUCAGCAGGAAGGGGUGGUUCGGGUUCGAGGCCGGCGACCGCGGGACGAUGACGGGGGAGCUUGACAGAAGCGAGGGGUCCGAAGCGACGGGCUCGACAGGGGACGCAGCGGACAGCACACAGGAUCUGAUGGAGCGGUGGCAGAAGGAUGCGAAGUACAAGGUCGUGGUGGAGGUGGCUAUGGCCUGGGCCAUCACCAAGGCGCUGCUACCGGCGCGGAUACUCGUCAGCGUCUGGGGAACGCCAUGGUUCGCCGGCGUUAUGGGAAGGGCACGCAGCGUCUUCAGAUCACGUCGAUAA